AUGAACGAAUCCUCGAAGCUUGCUCAGAGCUCGGCCAUCAUCUCCGAUCUGCGAGAGCUCUUCUCUCUCUUUAGGAGUCGGAGGACCAAGGUCUUCCUCUAUGGCUCUGCCCUCGCCUUCGUCGCCUUCACAGCCUACUUGGCCUUCUGCCCCGCCGAAAAGGGCUCGCCUUGGUUCAGCGACUUCUUUAGCUACGCUUCCACCUCCACCGCUUCCUACCGGCCUCAAAUCUCUUCGAUUGUUUCCUAUAUCUUUCCCAAUUCCUCCUCCCCACAAAUUCCAGCCUCUUUUCCGGAGGGUGAUGGCGGUGGGUGGUCGCGGAGUGGCGGCGUUCCGGAGGGUAGUUUGAGUAGUGCCGCAGGCGGAGAGAUGGACCAAAAUAGUGGUGUCUUGGCGAGGAAGAAGGAUGCGGCGGCGAACAGCGUCUCUGUCGCGAAAGGAAGCUGCGGCACCAGAGCGAGGGACCGAAGAAGUGGGAUAUUGGCAAAGAACGAGACGAUGCCCCACGGCGCCGCUGUCUCGGAAGGAGACGGCGGCGGCGGAGUGACGGACCAAAAAAGUGGCGUCUUGGGCGAGAACGAUGCGACGGCGGCGAAAGGCGAUGCGAUUGCGAAUGCAGACGGCGUCAGGUCGCAGAGAGGCCGCGUCUCGGAGGGUAAUUCGACUACCGCCGGCCGCGGAGCGGGGGACCCAAAAAAUGGGAAGAACGAGACGGCGGCGGAAGACGACGUCGUGAGGUCGCAGAGAGGCGGCACCUCGGUAAGUAAUCUGACUAAUUCCGGCGGCGCAGCGAAGGACCAAAAAAGCGGGGUCUUCUUGGCGAAGAAGAACGAAACGGCAGCGGCAGCGGCAGCUGACGGCGUCUCCGCCGAGAAAGGAGGGAUCUCGACGCCGAACAACCACACAUCCAGUCGAAUUGAAUCGCAGGGAAAUGGCGUCGCGAAGAACACCACCAGCAAUGGAGAUUCCAAGACGAAAGGUCUCGGUGCGUCUUCAAAAACUACAAUUUUAGCAACCAGGAAUCAAACAGCAACCGACUCGCAAUCCAAAAACCAGAUAACAUCUGGAGUUCUUCCUCCAAACGCCAGUGAUUUGCAGUCGAAGAACAUGACUAAGGCUACUGAUGGAUCGAAGAAAGAUGCAUCAGCAGCACGGAAGAAUCAGACCGCAAAAGGAGAAGCUUCGGGGGGAACUAAAGUUUCUACUAGUAGUAAGGAAUCCACCAUUGCUCCUCAGAACAAUGGAUCCUUAGCAAAGAACCAAUCCAUCAGUUCAAAGGGAAGAAACCAAGCAGAUUGGAUCAGUUCUAUGAAAAGUUGUGAUAUUUUUCAAGGGAAGUGGGUGAAGGAUAAUUCCUACCCUCUCUACCCUGAGGGUGCGUUUGGUUCAAGUCAUCAUGUAUAGCCUUGGUUACAGGUAAUCACAUAACCAACGUUAUAGGGAAUAAAACAUAAUCAA
This is a messenger RNA of Zingiber officinale, 1458 nucleotides long. Its product is annotated as protein trichome birefringence-like. The record is from RefSeq and is a predicted model, not a curated record. The transcript has a single exon. Bases 1 to 1404 code for a protein of 467 amino acids. Lineage: Eukaryota; Viridiplantae; Streptophyta; Magnoliopsida; Zingiberales; Zingiberaceae.